Symbiodinium sp. CCMP2456 is the source of this 1404-nucleotide messenger RNA. The record is from the annotation of a GenBank genome assembly. NCBI's taxonomy places the organism in Eukaryota, Dinophyceae, Suessiales, Symbiodiniaceae.
AUGGAAUCUGCCCCGCGCAUUACCCCCGAGCUCUUGAGUUGGGUGCAAUCAGCUUUGGCACGCGAGCUCCAGGCUUUGGAGAGAGGCCACGAAGCCGUCGUCGAGCACCUUCAUGUGCUGGCGAAAGCGUCGGACACGCGGUUGCAGACACCGGAGAAGCCGGAACUCGAGCUUGGAGAAAUAAGCAUUGUUGAACACGAUGCCUCGGAGCCUUUCCAGUUUGAGAGCGAGCGGAGUGUCGCACCAACGAAAAGCGAAGCCAAAAGACCGACCACGAUCAGAAGAAGUCCGUCUUCAUUGAAAGAUUCCUUGACAUUGGAUGAUGGGCCGCAGAAGCCCUUUUGGCAUCCAGACCGCUUUGUGCAGUCCUGCGGCUUUGAGGUUUUCUUCUCCUUCCUCAUAUUUCUGCAAGCUGUGAGCAUGGCGAUAGAGGUGCAGUUCACGGGAUUGCAGUGGGGCUAUGAGCUCCAGUAUGCGGGCUACACCGUCCCUGCGUCGGAGGCCUGGCCAGGAGUGCCUGCAUUUCUUCAAGCCAUCGAGAUGUUCUUCGGGUGUUGUUUCUUCAUGGAGAUGGUGCUGAAGCUCUGUGGCCUUGGAAGGGAGUUCUUCCACGACCUCUGGAACUGGUUUGACUCGUCACUGGUGAUGCUUUGGCUCGUUGACACGCUCCUCACAAGUCUCCCGAUUGAGACGCCUUUCCUGAGGUUGAUACGGUUGAUGAGAUUGAUUCGGCUCGUCAAACUUGUGCGAUUUGUACAAGGUUUCGACUCCUUGAUUGUGAUGACAACGGCUCUACUGCACUCCGUGAACGCAUUGCUCUGGGUUGCUGUUAUCAUGAUGAUGGUUCAGCUGCUGUUCGCACUUCUGCUUAACCAAGUCUUGAUGACAUUUGUUACGUCAUCCAUGUUUGAGUUCUCUGUCGACGAGCAAACGCAGUUGUUUGAGUACUUCGGCACUUUUCCCAGGGCUAUGCUGACAAUGUUUCAGAUGACCCUCGGCACAUGGGUUCCAGUCGCUCGCAUUCUGCAGGAGGUGGUCAGCCCCAUAUUCAACUUGUUUACCAUUCUGCAUAAGGUGACGGUCGGUUUCGCGUGCAUAGGAGUUAUCAAUGGUGUCUUCAUGCAAGAAACUAUGCGAGUGGCACAGACAGACGAUGUGAUCAUGAUGCGGGAUGUGGCCAGGAAGGAGAAGAUCCAUAGCAAGAAGAUGAAUGACUUUUUCCAGUACACGAACCGCUCGGGUUCCACCAUCACCAGGUCGGAAUGGAAUGCAGUGAUGGGAAACGCCGGUGCCCGGCAUUGGUUUGCAGCCCAAGGCCUCCCAAUGCAAGACCCUGACCUAGUGUUCGACCUCCUCGACCAGGACAAGAGCGAGUGUGUCGGGAUGGAGGAACUGCUCAGAGGG